Messenger RNA from Aspergillus novofumigatus IBT 16806, 312 nucleotides. RefSeq lists its product as uncharacterized. Lineage: Eukaryota; Fungi; Ascomycota; Eurotiomycetes; Eurotiales; Aspergillaceae. Bases 1 to 312 code for a protein of 103 amino acids. The transcript has a single exon. The record is from RefSeq and is a predicted model, not a curated record.
AUGGCCACCGCAAAUCCUGAGACGAUAUCAAUCCAAACCGACAUCGAGAAGGCCAAACUCGCUAGACGGCAGACCGAGUAUGCGGUUCUGAAGGAUGCGCUGAGGAGGCGGAUCCCUGUGACUCACAUUCCGUUUUUGGUGGCUGCUGCGUCGGCUCGUUCUGUUCCUGCUUGUUCUCAGGCAUAUACACGCACAUGCAGUGGACGUGUGUAUGAGGAUAAGGUGUAUCCGCAUCUACGGGGGGUUAUCGAGGUACCUACUACCCUAUCCUAUCCUAUCCUCUCCUAUCACUCUAUCUACAAAGAUGAAUGA